AUGUCAGGAGAUCGAAUAACUCCGUCAUUCGAUGGAAAAAUCAUAUUUUUAACCGGUGGUAGUGGAUUUUUGGGCAAAGUCAUCAUCGAAAAGUUUUUGAGAUGUAUGCCGAAUUUGGGUGGCAUUUGGCUGCUUGUACGGACAAAAAAGGGAAUUGAUCCACAAGAACGACUUCCAGUGAUUUUUCAAAAUGUCAUUUUUGACUCUGUCAAAAAGGAACGUGGCUUGGAUUAUAUGAUGAAAAAAGUUCGUGCGAUACCUGGAGAUUGUUCAUUAUUGGAACUAGGAAUGUCCAAGGAGGAUCGUGAGCUCGUCGCCAAUAACGUAAAUAUCAUCUAUCAUUGUGCUGCGACGAUUCGUUUUGAUGAGCCCUUGAAGCGAGCUGCUCUUCUGAAUACUCGAGGCACUAAAUUGAUGAUCGACCUGGCAAAAGAGUGCAAAAAAUUAGAAUUUUUCGGUUACAUGGGAACGGCUUAUUGUCACCUGAAUGAGAAAUUGUUGCUGGAAAAGGAGUAUCCGCCACCAACUGACCCGUAUAAAGUUAUUUCCGCCUGUGAAUGGUUAGAUGACGACGUCAUUGACAGCAUCACACCAAAGAUUUUGGGUGAUAUUCCGAACACGUAUGCCUUUACGAAGGCAUUGUCGGAGUCAUUGGUCAUGGAAUCGAUGAAAGACAUCCCGAGUGUCGUUUAUCGGCCAUCAAUUAUCAUUCCAUGUUGGAACGAACCGAUUCCCGGAUGGACAGAUAACAUUAAUGGACCUACUGGAUUGUUAAUUGGAGCUGGAAAAGGUGUUAUUCGAACGAUGUAUUGCAAACAAGAUGGAUACGGUGACUUUUUACCGGUAGAUUUGGCAGUUAAUGGCAUCAUUACGAGUACUUGGAACUUUAUCGGCAACAAAGACCACUCGAAACGCAUCUGGCACAUGGUUAGUUCAGCAGAAAUUAAAUUAUCAUGGCAGGAAAUUGUUGAUUUGGGACGUUGGAUUGUCAAAAACAAACUUCCACUGAACGGAGUGCUUUGGUAUCCCGGUGGCUCGAUGAAAAGCUCCCGAUUACAUCACAAUAUCGCGUGUUUCUUGUAUCAUUGGGUGCCUGCGUACAUUAUCGAUGCCCUUCUCUUCGUCUUGGGAUAUCCUCCAGUCUUGAAACGCGUCCAAACCCGCAUCCAGAACGGUUUUGAGGUCUUCGAGUAUUACACGAACCACGUUUGGGACUUUGACAAUAAAAAUGUCCUUUAUUUGAGAGCCAAGUUGACCGAGGAAGAGACUGCCAAAUACAAAAUUGAUGGUCAUAACGUCGAUAUACAGGAAUAUUUCUUAAAUUGCGUGCGGGCGGCGCGUUUAUUCAUCUUGAAAGAAACAGACGACACAAUUCCAGCGGCACGGAGACACAUGAAAAUCAUGUGGUUCGUCGACAAGUUUUGCAAGACAACUUUCAUGCUGUUGAUGAUUUACUUCGUCGGAGGAUGGAUCAUGCGAAUGUUGUUUGGAUACUCGUGGAACGAUUAAUGACGUAACUACGGUGACAAACUUGGCGG
This is a messenger RNA of Culicoides brevitarsis, 1538 nucleotides long. Its product is annotated as putative fatty acyl-CoA reductase CG5065. Bases 1 to 1509 code for a protein of 502 amino acids. The record is from RefSeq and is a predicted model, not a curated record. The transcript is spliced from 7 exons. Gene Ontology annotation, molecular function: alcohol-forming very long-chain fatty acyl-CoA reductase (NADP+) activity. NCBI's taxonomy places the organism in Eukaryota, Metazoa, Arthropoda, Insecta, Diptera, Ceratopogonidae. Gene Ontology annotation, biological process: long-chain fatty-acyl-CoA metabolic process. Gene Ontology annotation, cellular component: peroxisome.